Molecule: messenger RNA, 2710 nt
Organism: Uranotaenia lowii
Lineage: Eukaryota; Metazoa; Arthropoda; Insecta; Diptera; Culicidae
Product: NHL repeat-containing protein 2
Exons: 2
Coding region: 122-2527 (801 amino acids)
Molecular function (GO): protein binding
Source: RefSeq, a predicted model, not a curated record
AUGUUUUAACGUUCACGUAACAUCAAACACCUUUUCCUUACCUGGUAAAAGUUCAAUAGUUAACAUUGCAGUUGGUGUUAAGCUGUUUCAUCACGAGUUUUAUUGAAUUUUCUGUAAACGCAUGGCUCUGGCCAAGCUCAGACGAUUGUUUUGUCCACUCAGUUUGACAGCAAGAAAUGUCAAGCUGGGUCAAUCCGUCAGCGUAAAAUUCAAGUUCCAGAAAUUCCAUCACCAUUGCCCAAAUCAGCGGGUGUCCCAAAUAGUGCUAGUGAAAGUACCCAACCCUUCCUUCCUGACUCAUCAUCGUUUUCCCAAAUCUUUCAAAAUAGGUUCCAGAAUGAGCUCUUCGUCCCCUGACAGCCAGGACAUGCUGGACGUCCUGGCGUACAACUGUAGCAAAUUAUCCCAGGACCUGUGGGAAGCUUCCGGAGCCAACGAGAAGCGCAAGAUUGUGGCGGAAUACGUGAAGAAUGCUGACCGUGAAGGGAAAAGCAUCAAGGAUUUCAAGGAAGAUUUGGACUGGUUCAAUGUGACGGAACCACUUUCCCUCGAUGGGUCACUUCGGGGUAAGAUCGUUGUGCUGGAUUUCUUCACCUAUUGUUGCAUCAAUUGUAUGCACAUUCUGCCGGAUCUGAAGCGUCUGGAGCACCUGUACUCAGUCGAAGACGGUCUGGUCGUCAUUGGCGUCCAUAGCGCCAAGUUCGAAAAUGAGAAAAACUCAGCUAAUAUUCUCUCUGCGGUUCAGCGAUACGAGAUAAGCCAUCCCGUAGUGAACGAUAACGUUUCCUCUAUGUGGAGAAAUCUUCGCGUCCAAUGUUGGCCUACGCUGAUCAUUCUGGGUCCGCGUGCGAAUCCUCUUUUCGUAAUCAUGGGCGAGGGUCAAUUCGAAGAUCUCAAACUGUUUGUAAGCUCUUCGUUGAAAUACUACCGCGACAAAGGAGCCAUCCAAGGACAUUCCCUGCCUAUCAAUCAAACCAAUGAGCUUAUCGAAACGAGUCACCUUCAGUUUCCAGGAAAGAUAUCUUGUUCAUACGUUGGAUCAGAUAAUAGCAAAAGUCCAAUGUACGCCAUAUCUGACUCUGGAAAUCAUCGAAUACUCGUUAUCGAUAGCGAAGGGAUGGUGCUCCAUCGUAUCGGGGGACGAAAGCCAGGCUUUGUGGACGGAGACUUUCGAAAGGCUCGUUUCAAUGCACCUCAAGGAGUUGCUUUCCAAAACGAUCAUGUUCUAUACGUAGCUGACAACGAAAAUCACGCAAUACGUAAAAUUGAUCUUAAAACUAAGCAAGUUACUACUGUGGCUGGAAAUGGUAACCAAGGAAGCGAUCGAAUUGGCGGUAAAGCCGGAAGAGAUCAGAUUAUUUCCUCACCAUGGGACGUUGCGUGCUAUCAGACCAGGGAUCUGGAUAUGUCAUUCCACUCGGAUGAAUCCAAAGCGCCGCUGAAGGAUGUACUUCUCAUAGCCAUGGCCGGUAUACACCAGAUAUGGGCGCUGUUUCCCGAGGAGACCAUCUGGUGGAAGUUCAAAAAGUACUCGGCCGGUAGCUGCCUGGCAAUCGCUGGCAAUGGACGGGAAGAAAAUCGCAAUAAUUCCUAUCCUAACAAUGCAGCUUUUGCCCAACCAUCGGGCCUAGCCAUCAACAGAGAAUCGAAGGAACUAUAUCUGGCCGAUAGCGAGAGUUCGUCGAUCAGAAAGAUGUCGCUUAGCGAUGGGAAAGUCUUAGCUGUGGCAGGAGGGGAUCGGAAUCCACUGGACCUAUUCUCUUUCGGCGACAUCGAUGGCAAACUGUAUUCGGCCAAGUUUCAGCAUCCACUCGGAGUGGCUUACAAUUCCAAAGACAACUGCAUCUACGUAACCGAUACGUACAAUCAUAAGAUUAAGAAAAUUAACGCAACAACGAAUGUGGCAACCACGUGCACCUUCCGUGAUGCCGAAGGCAACAUCAGAACCUUCAACGAGCCUGCCGGGUGCUGCAUAGAUCCAACCGGGCAGUAUCUGUUUAUUGCCGACACGAACAAUCACGAAAUCCUAGUCGGGGAUCUAACCGAUUUGACCAUAAGACCGUUGAAAAUUCGCUUCAAAGCUCAGGACGGAGAUCAGAUUGACAACUCCGGUGAUAUUUACGUGUUUGAGCAUACCUUUAAAAUUACUCCGGAUGGAGGCAAAGUACAGGUGAAGCUGGAAUUCGGUUACCUCGAGUCCAACGUGAAAUUAACACAGGGAGCGCCACAAAAAUGGUCCCUAAGCCUUCCAUCCGAGAAGUGGCGUUGCGAUACCAUGCAAGGCUCGAUCAGUUCCCUGAACGACGGACUCAGUUUGACCAUUAGCGUUCCGAAGGGGAGCGAGCAAUCCAAGCCCAUUCAGGGGACCGUCAACUUCAAACUCAACCUGUGCGCAAACGACGUUUGCUUCCCGAAAGAUUUUUCCGUUGGGCUAAAUUUUGCCCACGAUGUAACUGGCACAACUAUUGCCAAGGGCUGUCUUAUGGUGCAAAUCGGGCGAAAGAACGUUGUUGUUUCGAAAGAAUAAGAGCGUCCGGUUUGGUGCAGUACUCGAUCCAAUGCUGGCAUUUUUACUUUAUGACUUUUGUUGAUUUUUUUUUCUCUUCUCAAAUCUACUAUCACUAUAGUAAUAAUUUUGUAAUAUUUUGCUAUUAAUGAUUUUUAAAGUGUAAUACAUGUUGCUUUGAAUAAAUAAAUUGAAUUGUUUCUA